This is a messenger RNA of Pomacea canaliculata, 5522 nucleotides long. RefSeq names its product protein SPT2 homolog. The coding region runs from base 287 to 2935 and encodes 882 amino acids. Lineage: Eukaryota; Metazoa; Mollusca; Gastropoda; Architaenioglossa; Ampullariidae. Gene Ontology annotation, cellular component: nucleolus. The transcript is spliced from 6 exons. Gene Ontology annotation, molecular function: DNA binding; histone binding. The record is from RefSeq and is a predicted model, not a curated record. Gene Ontology annotation, biological process: nucleosome assembly; regulation of DNA-templated transcription.
GACAUAAUAACAUGAUUAAAUAGUCUGCUUGUCUUCUGUUAUCUUGAAAUGGCUAUAUCUUCGAGUCGUCUUCUUAAACAUAAUGUAUUAUUAUGCAUAUUUAGUAAGACCAUGGACAUGUAUUAGUUCAUGGUAAGACCAAUUAGCUCUGUUGAGCUCUUCAAGAAAAGAAACAUGAAAAUAUAUCAGGAUCGCUUAGGCGAAAGUGGACGUGUACUCCGUUCUCGAAGGGUCGGAGGAGAAUCGGCAUAGUCAGUGCAUUUUCAUUUAUCUGUAGGCCAUCAGUAUGGAUUUCAGAGAAUUACUGAUGUAUGCGGAGGAGAACCAAAAGUCAAAAGAAAGCAAGCCACAGCACAGUAAAUUCUUAAAAGCACAGCUUCCCCCUGCUAAGCGAGAUCACAAAAAUGAAAUGCGGGCAGAACCAAAGUCUGAUGUUCUGAAAAAACUACUGGAGGAAAAAGAAGAAGAAAAAAGGAGAAAAUAUAUGGAAGAAGAAAGAGAAAGGAGAAAAAGAGAGAAGGAAAAACGGCAUAGAGAAGAAGAAGAAAGACGUCUGGAGAAAGAGCGUAUCAGGGAGGAGAAGAAGAAGAAUACUUUUCGGAUUCCCAAAAAACUUGUGUUGGAAGAUGACCAGAAAGAAACCAGUUCUUCCCCACCUCAUCACAGAGAAGUGCUGAGUGAUGGUUCAUUUUCUUUGGACUCGGACCUUGUGGCCGAGGCAGAUUUGUCAGAGUUUGAUGAUAGAUUGGAAAGUAAACAUCACAGCUCUAAUUCUUCCAACCAAAAGCACAAGCCAGAUGUAGGACAUAGGCAUUCUAAGAAAUCUUCCAAUAGUUACAGGUUAUUAGAUAAGGUAUCCCUAGGUGGGUCUUCUGACAAACAGGCAGCUUCAUCUUCACAUAAACACUCUUCAUCCAGUGAACACAGAAAAGUAUCGCACAGUGAAAGGCACACAGAUAGAGAAAAUGAUUCCAAUAGGAACUCACACCACAUCAGCCAGUCUCAUAAAAGCACACACAAAUCCAGCAGCAGAGAAUCUAGAAGUGACAAGAGUAGCUCAGAAAACCAUAGAAAAGAUGAAAAUCUCUCAGGAAAGCAUCGGGACAAGUCUUUAGACCAUGAUCACAAGAGUAGCCACAACUUUGUUGACAAGCAUACCUCUAGCAAGACUGCACACUCAUCAAACUCUUCUUUGAGCAAGUCUAGCAGGGAGAGUCACUCAGCUGGAGGAAAGGGACAGUUAUCAGAGAAGAAGCCAAUGAUCAGCAUUGGAGAGCAGUCAUCCCAGUCAAAUGCAGAAUCUGACAAGCAAGGCACCAACCCAGAUCCCAGCACUGAAGAAUGUAAGUUUACCACACUAUCUCGUCACCAUUUGAAACCUAACAUUGUGCGUCAAGGUGUGUCCAUGGAAGAGCGCGAAAAAACUUUAGCCAGGCUUCAGGCUAUACUUGCCAAACAUACAUCAGGUGAUGAUAUAAAAGGUAUGAGAAAACGUGCAUCAAAAGAGGAAGCUAAAGCCAGGAAAUCACGCCGGAACAGAGGUGACCUGGCUGGGCUUGGUUCAGAUUUUUCCGGCUCUUGUUUGGAGCCAGUGCCUUAUUCACUAGAAGAGAAACCCAGUCUCAGAAGACCUGAACCCAAGCCUGAGGCAGAGCCAGAGCCAAAACCUGCCAAACAACCAAAACGUAACAAACAGCCCAAAACCUCUCAUGGGAUGACACCAAAGAAUCGCUUAUCCUCAUCCACACAUUCAAAGCUUACUUCAGACUUAAAACAUUCUUCCAAGCACGACCGGAAAAGUCCAGUGAGAGACAGGCCGAAACCUAAAGUCAAACCACGGCCACGGCCACCUCCAUCACUAAUGAAUUUUGCUGACUUGCUGAAAAUGGCUGAGCAGAAGCAAGCAGUACCUGUCAUGGUUGAAGUGGCGCCAAAGAAGAAAGAAUCACGACCCAUGACACAAGACGAGAUAGACAGGCAACGAGCUAGAGAGGAACGGGUCAAGAGUAAGGAAUACAAGGACUGGUUUAACAAUGGAGAAGAGGGUGGUAAUGGCAAGAAAACUCAACACUUAAAUGGACAGGCUGACAGGGUAACAUCAUCAAGCAGUCAACAGCCACAGUCCAGAGGUGCUCAGCCUGCACGCAUGUCUAGCACCUCAACUGGUUCAGGAAGUGCUGUAAAUUCAGUUAACCACAAAUUGAAUGGGAGUAAUGAAAAUUCAUAUGAUGUUGGAAAAAUGGACCGGAAAUAUCCUGUGGCAGGAGAUUCUCGUUCAUCUUCUAAAAGUUCUGUGCAAGAGGCUUCAAAACCCAACAGACCAGUUGUCCGGCCUGGUCAACCUGACCCUAAUAGGCCUGGGGUCAUCGCUAGUAAACCUCGUGCCAUGAUGCAACACAUUAGUCAGCAGUCAUCAACCCGCCCAGGAAAGCAAAGUGCAGGGCCUUUGGAAAAAAGGGGAAAAAGGCCAGCCCCUUACGAGGAGGAUUCUUCAGUAGAAUCUAUGCCGGCAUCUCACUCCCAGACUUUUGGUGGCCAAGGCAAAGCAUCUAAUGCAUGGGAUUCACUUUUCAACAGACCAGAGUACAAAAGUAAACCUCCAGCCCCAAAAAGAAAAAUGGUCAUUGACAGUGAGGAAGAGGAAGAGGAAGAAGAGUAUGAUGAUGAUAUGGCAGACUUCAUUGACGAUGAAGGAACAGAAGAUAUGGAUACUGUGUCUGGAACUAUCCGGCAGCUGUUUGGUUAUGAUAAACGAAAAUACCGUUAUGUUGAUGAUGAUGAUGAUGACUGCAUGGAAGCCAGUUUUUCACAAGUCAUGAAAGAAGAAGCAAGGAGUGCCAAACUUGGUAAACAGGAAGAUCUAGAAGACAUAAAGCGUGAGCAAGAAGAACUGCGCAGAAAGGCUGCGAAAAAAAAGAUGCUGUCCCGUAGAUGAUCCCUUUUCAUGAGGAUGAGGAUGAAUCUUCUUUGAUGUGAGCAGUGCAAUACUGGAGUGAUAGCAUUUGCUUCAACCUGAGGAAUGGGAUCCAUCAUUUGUGUUGAAGGAAGAAACCCUCUCCCAGAGUCUGCAGAUCCAGCCCAGGCAGCGUCAAGAUGGUGUGCAGUGUAGUGCUUGAGGGUUAAGAAUGAUGAGACUGGUGUGGUGGCAUUCAGCUGUAUGCAAGAGGUGGCAGAAAAGGUGAACCCUUUUUCCUGCUCACUAUCCUCACAAAGGUCGCAAAGUCUAACCUUGUUUGCAAACUUCCAUCAGAAAUAACCACAAAACAUUUUAAAGUUUAUUCAAAAUAGAGUGGGGGUAGCGAUUUGGAUGUGCCCAAUGUGUGGUGGACAUGAAUAGUCUGGUAUGUAUUUAUACUGAUCUUGUGGCCUAAGAUCAUGUGUAUUAGUAGGAAGGAGAUAGAUCAGAUCAGUGACAGCUAUAAAAUCAUUGUCCAUUCUAGCAAAUCAGAACUUUGAUGUAGCAUAAAUUAUCCAUAUGUCUACUUGGGGUAGAAGGCUUCAGGUGUGGAUUAAUGGUGAGGCAUAACAUUUAAUCAGCUAUCAUUCAUCACUAAUCUGAGGUGGCAUGGUAGUAAACAAAAGAAAGGGAAAAAAAGGGGAGGACUUAAGCUUUAAUAUUAGAGAUUUAAAUAUAAGUCCUAAUGGCGCUUUACAAAUGAUGCUACUAAUUAUAGCAAGAAUAAUAGGGACACAUUUUUUAAAAAAAAACAAUCAAGACAACCGAAAAGAAAAGGCGAUAACUCGUGGAAACUGGAAUAAUAAUAAGAAAAAGUGUAGCGCUAUCUGAUAUAUAACCCUUAUCUGAGACUAACUUUAGGGUGAAUCUGCCCUGCUAUGAAGUGAGGCAAGGUUAUCAAGAUAAUUCCAUUGCUAUAGAAGCAAUUGAUACCUUUGCUAAGGAUUUGCCUUUAUCCUUAGUUCAGAUUCUUUCCAUAUUGUGAUCUAUUUAUUCAUUUGCAUGAAUGUAGAUUAAUGAAUGGUAUGGAACCUACUUUUGUUUUGUAGUAGAGUCUAAACAUUUUCUUUUAGCCUCACUUGUUAGAAAAGAACAGAAACUUACAAGUAUUAUUGUAUGAUUUACUGAGAGACUUUGGUUUCCACUUGUAACACUUGCUGAAGUAUCAAAUGCAGCCCAUUUUUCUCCUGUUUCACGCAUGCACAGCGGUGAAAACUCGUACGUGCAUUAAAAUGCCUAAUUUUGCUGUUACAUUAUCAUAUUGUUGGAAUUUUUCACGUGGUGCUGGGCAGUGAAAAGGCAAUUGCUUGCAUAGAACAACUUCACUUGCAGAGUUUAUGAUGUUCAUCCCAUAGAGCAGGGAUGCCCAACCUACGGCCUGUGGGCCAUAUCCGGCCCAAUCGGCAUGUUAGUAAUUUAAAAAAAAUACCUAAAAAACGGGGGGAAAAAAGGGAAGAAGUAUUUAUCCCCACGUAGGGGUGUCUCUCAAUCUUGUUUUCGAUGGAUGAACAUUUCAAUUCAGUGCUCUGACUUGGUGUCUCUACGAUGCAGCCGGACAUUCAGAAGUUGGUUUCGGGUAAACAACUUCAAAUAUCCCACUAAUUACAACAUAAGUACAACUUGCUUGUAAUAAAAAUGGUAUCUGCUCUAUUUUUUUCUUUUUUUGUAUUUUUGGCGGUGAAGCGGCCCGUGACAUGCAUGUCGGAAAUGUGUAUGGCCCGCAGGUCGAAAAAGGUUGGGCAUCACUGCCAUAGAGCAUUUCACUGUUCUGAUGUAUGCCUGUAACUUUCCUAAGAAGACAUGUUUGCUCAUCUAGUUGCAUUUUAGUAGUUUGCAUCCUGCAAGUAGCCUAAAUGACUAGUGGAAAUUUUAUUAUUGUUUAAUGUGCAGAACCUUUCAGAAGUGUUAAGAUUGUAUGGUUUGACACUUAAUGAUGGUUUCAAUUAGUUUUUUUGAUUGAACUGAUCAUUAUAUGGGACUGAUAUAUGAUUAUCAUGGAUACGAAUUUUGAAUUGUCACAGAAACAAAUCAGUGAAAGUUUCAUCUACAGGACUUUGGAAAUGAAAACGAUAUUAUUGUGCAGUAUAAAUUAUUACUAGUAAAUUUGUAAAUAGGUUUAUUAUAAUGUGUGGUGAUGUAAAUUAUCCUAAAAGCAAUUGAUAUGUGAUGGAACAAGCAUCUCAAAAACUAUAGCAACUUAAAAUUGCAGAUUAGUAUUCCUUGUUUGCAUUGUUCACCUGCAUUGAUAUCUGUGAUACCAGAUAGUAAAUAAUGCAUCAUUUUUAUGUUGAUUUAUACUUGCACUUUUUCCCAAGAAUGGGCAAGUUGCUGCAUUCUGAUGAUUGGCGUAAUAAGCUAGAUAAGUGGCAUUCAGCAACGGCUUUUCAUGAUGAAGUAUAGAGACUGGGCAACAGUGGUACCAAAUUCUUACUGAUGUGUGUAUAUAUAUAUACAAGUGAAUGUUCUGGACGUGCCUGCGAUUUCUAUAUUCAAAUCUGAAACUGUGUUCAAGAGGAACUGAAUUUUGGCUGAAAGGUCUAAUAAAAAUACAACAGUAUAAAAACUU